AUGAAGGCGUACGACUCCAUCGACCACGACUACUUGGCACAGGUUAUUGAGAACCUGCACUUGCCAGGGUGGUUAUCACUAUUCAUCAAGCAAACGGUGAAGAAGUGGAAUAUAGAGAUAAGGUGGCACAACAACACUCUCAUGCACAAGAAAGUCGAGAGGGGCAUACUACAGGGUGAUAGCCUGUCGCCCCUUCUCUUCGUCUUGUGUCUGGACCCACUGAGCAGGCACCUGACCCGCCUUUUUCCUAAGGUGGAGAUACAAGUGCCAGGCGACAGAGUCUACGCGACAAACCACUUUCUCUAUAUCGAUGACCUAAAAAUUUUCGCCCACGAGGAGAGCACGAUUAUCGGCAUGACUCGGGAAGUGGAGCUAUUCUUCAAAAAUACAGGAUUCGUGAUCAACCGCGACAAAUCUGCAACUAACACGGAAGCUUGCGCGAGCAUAGCGAAAAUGAUGGAAGGGCCAGACACGUACAGGUACCUAGGAGUCACGGAAAACAGGCACUCAAUCACUGAAUGCAAUGCGAUGUACGAGACAAUCGUGAACGAGAUCUGCAGGAGAGUAGAGCUACUCGCAGCUUCGAAGCUGUCAGCGAAAAACCUAUCGCUGGCCAUAAACGAGUACGCCCUGAGUGUAAUCAACUACUACGUGGGAGUUAUUCCCAUGGACAUCACGUACUUCAACAGGAUAGACCUGGAAAGCAGAGGCCAUGUUGUUACGACUGUGGAUGAUGUUAAGGGUGCAGAGAGUGGUGAAAUCCUGGAGGAAUCCGACGGAGAGGAAGGCCUCGGCAAGACGGGCCCAUGGACUUCCGACCCUGAAUUCGCUAGGUCCAUCUUAGAUUCAAAUCUGAAACUGCAAUUUGACGCUUAUGCCGAGUUCCUUAAGGAUGUUUGCCACAGUGCCAUCGCUGAAGUGCGCAUCCCAAAGCCCGAAUGGCUAGGAUCAAGCGAACACUCCUGCAAUAAUGACAUCUGCUGUAUAAGGUGCGGCACCUGCAGGGAUACGCCAGCUACUGAUUAUACGCGUACCAUAUAUACGGGAUCGAGCAACACAGAUGUGAAGAAAGGUCAACGCUUCGAAAGGGAGACCGCUCUCGCUAGAACUGACAUGCUAGAAUCGAUGCUGGGGCAAUGCGUAUGUAUGUGCAACUGCCUGUCCGAUCGAAGGCUGGUCGACAGGGUGAUUCGUGAUAACUCCAAGGUUCGUCGUGAGGGUAAUUGUGGAAUUGUGUGGCACGACAUGGAAUGCCCAGAGAACAUGCUGGAUGCAGAGUAUCCGGACCUGCCGCAAGAAGGUGUUCUACAGGAGAGGUUCAUUUUGCGAGUUAAAGCUGAGUACAUACCACUUUCAUGGAAACAACGCAGCCCCUUCGCAUGCAAACUGGAUAUUAUAACAGAUACGGCCAACGAUGAUGUUUACAGCGGCGAGUCACCCAACCAUACCGACGGCGGGAGAGCUACGCCAAGGGAACAGCAAAGAAACGAGACUGCGGGUAACGGUGUAUUACACAAUACUCCACUUUCUACUUCCCCCACGAGCCAAUCCCCAAGUCGCCAUGGCAGCAACGUGUCAGGUGGUAACAGGCCGUCAAUCUUACAUGGGCCUUCGGAUACGCCCAAUCGCAAUGCCGACCCAGAAGGUUGCGCAAACGUGCAGGAGUCGCCUGUGUUAAAACUCGAGGAAUCUAAGGAUCUUAGUAGUUUCACGCUAUGGGAUGCCGUGGAAGCACUUGCGGAAGAGCAACGGGAACUCCAUCGUAUCCUGCGUAACAAUGAGUUCACGGAUUGCUUUGAUGCAAUGGAGAUCGACGUUUCGCAAUUAACACGGGAAAAACUUGUGUUGAAUAGCGAUUGCAUCAUUGAUGACCCGAAUUCUGAAGAUUACGUAGAAAUAGCGUUGUACCUGCCGUACGCGCCAAGCUGCAUCAUGCCCUGGCGGUUCGAGUCAAUCGAUACAGUAGAGAUCAUGUCACAGCUGCCCAAAUUUGUGCCUAUAGUUGAAGUGGAACGUCGCUAUGGCGUAUUGGAGGAUGUCGACAGUAUCGGUCCACCUGACUCAGAGGAGACGACACAAAGCGAUGACGUUAUGCCGGAUGAAUGCUUUAUAGCCAGGGACAUAGGUACAUUGGAACAUCUGGAUGAGCUAGUCAACACUCCGACCAAUAUCAGGGCAUACGAGGAUCUGUCCAGCAACAGCGGCUCCGGAACCCUGGUCGAAAGCUCCACUACCCCGUACGCAGAUGAUGCCUCGACACUCGGCAGUGAUACCAGCUCGCCGACGAUAAUCAAGGAUUUGUUUUACGAUUACACGGAUGGCGAGUCGGAGACGUUGGCCUAUUCCGAAGUGCUGAGGGAUAUGAUGGUAGUGCCGCUCUGCGUUAAAAGGGUGCUUCAAGUCAUGCGCGAGCAUAUCCUCGUGCGCAACGAAGUCCUGAACGAGGAAGCGCAUGCGUGCAAGCUGUACAGACGCCAGUGGCACCAGCACCUGAAACGUAUGAAGGCCGCGGCGCCGAAGGUAGAUGAUUUCGCGUGGGUGUGCUUCCCGUAA
Messenger RNA from Babesia ovata, 2553 nucleotides. Its product is annotated as myb-like DNA-binding domain containing protein. NCBI's taxonomy places the organism in Eukaryota, Apicomplexa, Aconoidasida, Piroplasmida, Babesiidae. The coding region runs from base 1 to 2553 and encodes 850 amino acids. The transcript is spliced from 2 exons. The record is from RefSeq and is a predicted model, not a curated record.